AUGAGGCGCGAUGAAUGUAUUAAGCGUAUAAAUGCAAUAUACGAGCUCGCGUUACGUUGUGAAAAUGAGUUAGGAUUAAUCACUCAAUUAUCAUUUCUUGUCGACGAAGUCGACGUAAUAUGGACGGAGUUUACGACUGAAAGCAAUACCGUGAUCGAUUGUCUAAUAGAUUUAGGUCGAGAAUCAGAGUAUUCCUUUGGUCAGGUCGCCGAACUUCGUAAUUUAAUUUCAAUCUCCCGCGCAACGGUUAAUCGCCACACUCUAAGUGACCAAACUAACGCGUCUGUCCGAAAAGGUUCCGUGACACCUGAUCCGGGACAGAUAUCUAUGCAUAACUUAAACCUAAACGACGACCAGGAGAGUCAUGUAGGUUCGAUUAGCAGCGAGGCGGCAUGUAGACCUACGGCUCUUGGUGUAGAUGUCCCGGGAGGUAGUGUACGCAGCGGACAUAAUAUAAUUACACGUAGUUCGUCUCAUAUAAAACCGGCCCGGUUGCCGGAAAUACCCCUGCCCACCUUUCAUGGUGAUAUUUUUAAAUGGCUUAUGUUUCGGGAUCGUUUUUUAUCUAUGGUUGGUCAACACUCUGCUAUUGCGGAUAUAGAUAAAUUUUAUUAUUUGACGGGUUGCCUACGAGAUAAGGCAUUGGAAGCAAUCGCCGGCAUACCGGUAUGCGGUGAUAAUUACGCACUUGCGUGGGCCGCGUUAACGGCGCGUUUCGAUAAGCCACGUUUAGUUGCGUCUUCGUUGUUAGAUAAAUUGUUAACGACACCAAAAUCGUCGAAUGAAACGCUAUCUGAAUUAAAUAAAUUUCUGUUUGUUUUUGAUGAAGGAGUCUCGGUGCUCAAUUCAAUGAACCUCCCGAAUCUCGGCGAUUUUAUUUUAUUUUCAGUCGCGUCGCGUUGCUUGCCGUCGUAUACGGUCAAGCUUUUUGAAACUCAAUUGUCAAAUGAUUUUCCAUCGGUUAAGGAACUUCUGACGUUCGUUAAAUCUCGCGUUAACGUUCUCGAAUGUAUACCGAAUGACGCAAUUCAUAAAACGGUAAAGCAGCCAUUGUUGCAAAACACUGCAUCGUCGAAACCAAAGGGGUCGUGUCCCAUUUGCAAGGGGUCACAUGCAGUUUCGUCGUGUAAAAAAUUUGCCGGUUGGUCCGCAAACAUCCGUGAAGCAUGGGUCCGUGAAAACAGGCGUUGUUUUCGUUGCUUGCGCGAUGGUCAUUGGGCCCCAGAGUGUAAGUCACUAAUACAGUGUGAUAAGUGUUCUUACAAACAUCAUCCGUUGUUGCAUUUCCGGGAUACGACUACCAGCUCGACAUCCGAUAAUCAGGUACCAUGUAAUGAGCCGCCACCACAAUCGUCCCUUAUUGGAAGUGGGUGUCAGCAAUCUUCCUCGGUUAUCUUAGGGACCGUUUUAGUCCACAUUCGCGACUGUGGUGGUGUAUUGCACACCGUCCGCGCCCUUGUCGAUUCCGCUUCGCAGAUAAGCGCGAUCACCGCAGACUGCUCUGCUCAAUUAGGUUUAAAGGUCACUCGUUGGACUGCCCCUGUAUCUGGGCUAUCUGGAGCGCCGGUACCAAACGUCAAAGGAUUGGUUACUUGCGACAUUCAGCCCCGGUUUUCCAAUGAACCAUUUAUUCAUUUUACAGCUUGGGUAUUUCCCACAAUCACGGUGAAUAUGCCCAGCCAGCCCAUAUCCAAUCAAGUAGCCGAUAAAUAUAAAAAUUUAGCUUUAGCAGAUCCCUCAUUCGCCAUACCAAGUAAGGUUGACUUGUUACUCGGUGCCGACGUUUUUGCGCGCAUUCUGAACGGUAAACGUGUAUCUGUAGGUGAUUCGUUUCCCGUUGCGUUCGGUUCAAUAUUUGGUUGGAUAAUAAUCGGCCCUGUCCCCUCUUCAAAUAGUUAUAUUCCUAUUUCACAUCACAUUUCAUUAGUUUCCUCAAUAGAGUUUCUGAUGGAUAAGUUCUGGCAAGUUGAGGAACCAGAAGUGGCUCCGGAGACCUUCACUUGUGAUGGAAAAUGUGAAAAGAUGUUCCGUGAUAAUUGUUCACGCGAUAAAUCCGGACGGUUUGUUGUACCUUUGUUGUUCCGGCAAGCAGUCGUGGACAGUACUUUUUCUGGUUCUCGCGCCGUCGCGGUUAAACGCUUUGAGUCUCUGGAACGAAAGUUUACGUCCGACAGCCGACUUCGCGAGGCCUAUUGUAAUUUCAUGGCUGAGUAUUUGUCUUUAGGCCACAUGUCUCCAGCUUCGUCCACAGGUUCAUAUUUUAUACCUCACCAUGCUGUAUUCAAAUCUUCCGAUCCGCAAGACAAAAUCCGUGUCGUAUUUGACGCGUCCGUCCAAUCGUUUUCUAGUACGUCAUUAAAUCAUUGUUUAUUCGCGGGCCCAAAAUUACAACAAGACGUCAUUGACGUACUGAUGCGGUUUCGUUUAUCGCGUCAUGCAUUCACUGCGGACAUUAAUAAAAUGUACCGACAAAUCCUGUUAGUUCCCGAACACCGUCGUUACCAACAUAUUCUCUGGCGCGCGUCCCCACAAGAUGAACUUAAAGCAUAUGAAUUAAAUACUGUAACGUAUGGGGUAAACUGUGCACCUUUUUUAGCUAUACGGGUACUUCAAAAAAUUGCCGAAUCUGAUUGUAUUGAAAUUCCGGCAGUCCGCGAUGCUCUAAUGUUUAAUACUUAUGUCGAUGACAUUUGCGCGGGGGGAGACACGAUAGAGGAAGUCAUCGCGCUCCAAACUGACUUAAUUAAUGUACUGCACAGAGCCGGAAUGUGUUUAAAAAAAUGGUCUAGUAACACCGUCGCGGUUCUAGAUAGGAUAUUGCCUGAAGACAGGGCCGGUGGGAUGUUGUCCUUUGAUGAUGACACUUGUAGCGGUUCCAAGGUAUUGGGACUUCAGUGGUCUCAGCGAGAUGACAUAUUUUUAUAUAUUGUUCAACCUGAACGUUUAAUUUCAACUAAAAGGGGCAUGCUGUCUCUAAUUGCCCGCAUAUUCGACCCGCUUGGUCUAUUAGCACCAGUCAUAUUUUUUGCAAAACAAUUGAUGCAACGUGUAUGGCAACUUGGUAUCUCAUGGGAUGAUCCGUUGCCCCCCGAAAUAUCAGACGUGUGGGAUAGGUUCGUUGCCGAUCUUCCCGUUUUAGAUCAAAUCACUAUUCCCCGUUUUGUCGGUACUAAACUUGGUGUUCAGGGUGUCUUAUGCGGAUUCUGUGACGCGUCCGAGAAGGGCUACUCGGCAGUUGUUUAUUUAAGAUUAUCAAAUCACUCCGGACCACCAAACAUUUCAUUGUUAGGUGCUAAAACCAAAAUGGCUCCACUCAAGGCGUCGACAAUUCCACGUUUGGAACUUUGUGCGGCUGUUUUACUCGCUCGGUGGAUGGUUCGGAUUAAAACCGCGUUAGACAAUAAAAUUCGAAUAGAAAACAUGUAUGCAUGGUAG
Messenger RNA from Melanaphis sacchari, 3435 nucleotides. RefSeq lists its product as uncharacterized. The record is from RefSeq and is a predicted model, not a curated record. The coding region runs from base 1 to 3435 and encodes 1144 amino acids. NCBI's taxonomy places the organism in Eukaryota, Metazoa, Arthropoda, Insecta, Hemiptera, Aphididae. Gene Ontology annotation, molecular function: nucleic acid binding; zinc ion binding. The transcript is spliced from 2 exons.